AUGAAAGCUAUACCUCCCCUCCUCUGUUCGCAUCUGCUCACGCGCACUCGUCUCCCUCUCCUCGCCUUUGCUCGUGAUUCUAACGUCCACCACCCCCCUCCCUUGCCUCCUCUUCCCUCCCUGACUCUCAGCGCCUGCUGGUGCUGGGGACCAUCGCUUUGCCUCGCAAAUGCGGUUCAACGGACGGGGGGCGAGGAGGCAGGCGAGGAGGCAGGCGAGGAGGCAGCAGCGGAGGCAGCAGCGGAGGCAGCAGCGGAGGCAGCAGCGGAGGCAGCAGCGGAGGCAGCGGAGGCAGCAGCGGGUCGUGCUGAGCUCUCCAGCAAGCACGGGUGCCGGCUGCUGUCGAGGGCCAUCGCUCUGCCUGCCGAGCACUUCUCAAUGGACGUGGGGCGAGGAGCCAGCAGCGGAGGCAGCAGCGGGUCGUCUUGGGCUCUCCAGACGAAAGCAAAGAUGAGUAUCGAGAGGAGGGAGCGUAGUUGGCGCAACACUGGAGGGGAGGGCAGCAGAGAAGGGAAAGGGGAGGGGAGGUAA
Closterium sp. Naga37s-1 is the source of this 531-nucleotide messenger RNA. Lineage: Eukaryota; Viridiplantae; Streptophyta; Zygnematophyceae; Desmidiales; Closteriaceae. The record is from the annotation of a GenBank genome assembly.